Messenger RNA from Diutina rugosa, 1458 nucleotides. RefSeq lists its product as uncharacterized. NCBI's taxonomy places the organism in Eukaryota, Fungi, Ascomycota, Pichiomycetes, Serinales, Debaryomycetaceae. The record is from RefSeq and is a predicted model, not a curated record. The transcript has a single exon. Bases 1 to 1458 code for a protein of 485 amino acids.
AUGACCCAGCCCAACGGAGGCCCGUCCCAAUACACCCUUCCCGGGGUGAUCAACUACCUCACCCUGGAGUUUACUAAUCUUGAACGGUUCAAGAUCAUGACCAACAUCGAAAAGCUGGAGAUGAAGUACCGUAUCAUCCAGCUUCAAGGCGAACUCAAUUCGCUUAAGUUUGUCAAUAACAAACAAGCGGCGCGGAUCUUUCUGCUCGAACAGGAAAACCAACGGCUCCGGGAAAAGCUUCAUCAACUGGACCUGGGCGAAGGGGUGUCGGCCCGCCGGGACGACUACGUCGACCCCACCAUACCUGGAGAAUUGCCCGACGUCGAUCUCGAGGUGGUGAAGAAAACCCGAGCGCAAUUGGCUCAGCUGAUGAAGGAAAUCGUCCAUCUAUUGAAAACUCCCAGUGUCAAACUGAUCAAUAGCUUGAACCUCCCCGGACCUGAUGAUUCUCAGCCCCUGGAGUUUGAAGUGCUUAUGCACAAUUCCGAACCGGAGGAAGAAAUUGGUUUUAGUGAGUCCCUGCCGCAACAACAACCACAACCACAACAGCAGUCUCGAAGCAAGGCAAUUCCCAAAUACUUUGGUGAUGACGAAUCCGGGAAGAUUUCUCUGGCUAAGUCUGACACUAACCGGGAUGUCAACAAUGUUGACACAUCCAAAUCGGCCCCGGAGGCGUUGGUUGAACCUGUGUAUAUUGCUCCGCAACUGGACAUAAUCGUGAACUACGAAAGCGAUGAUCUUGACACUGUCGUUGAUGGUGACGUCGACCACAGUAAACCACAAGGGCCUCAAAAACUGUUUGUUUAUGGCGAUUACAAAAUCACGUUGGCCACGAGUGAUAGUGAGAAAGUAGCAGUGGAGAUAAUCGCAGGGUCGCGGGUAAUUUUGGGUCAGAAAGUACACCUCAAACAAGUGCUGGCGUUGGAAAACUUGAUUCAAGUGUAUCCCGUUCUGGUGGAGACGGAUGGAGCUGCAUUACUACUUGUCGACCGUGAUCAAGGGGUGAUACUGCUCUUACUCACCACCGAUGGAGCUAUGGAGUUGACAUUGCACCAAGUCAGAGGCAUCACUCAAGCAGAUAUUGUUGAAUUCAUCCUGGGAGACGGCGCUAGCCAUACCGAUUUUGGACUUGUGGUUAGUGGUAUUCAUGGUCGCGGCCCUCAAGGCUUCUUUUCGCAGGUGUUUCACAUCUACUACGCUAAUGGUGGCAUUCAGAGCGAACAAGUGGGUCAUUUUAUCGCCGAGUUUUUCUUCAGUGGCAGCAACGAAGGACCGACAAUUGAAUUCAGUCAGUGGCAUAUUAAUCUUGAUGCUAACGUGUCGCCAGUUACAGUGCCGAAGCCAGGUGCGCUCACGGUGUGUAACAACCCUGUCCUCGCCAAGUACGAACUUGAGUAUCUCGUGGAUGGGGUGCCUCAUCGUCUCAAUCUUGUAUCGCAACAAUUCACUCAGGGCUGA